AAUAUAUUACAGACUUUGAAACAGUCGCAGGUAGAGAAACUGAAACCUAGUUUAUAAACAUCAUAUUCAUAGCCUACAAAUAGGCCUACCAUCAUGAUGUAUAAUCUCCCAUGACUCAUGCAAUAUGCAUAAGUCAUAUCUUUGGAAAACCAGUAUAAGAUUUUUAUAGUUUUGAAUGUACAGUCGACAUGAUAAUUCAAAACAUGGGGAACAAGACUUACCAGUAAUCAGUUUACACCUACUUCAACACAAUGGCAGCAGUGGAUGUCAACGAUUUAGAUUUUGAUUUCAAAACAUCUGAUGGUUUUGAGGAUAACAGCUUUGGUACAGAAGUAAAAGAAAGAACCUAUCCAGAAUCAUCAGAUUUCAUAAAAGAUCCAUUUGAAAAUCAAGAUUUUGAUUUAUUGAAAAAUUCUGAUGCUUUACUAGAUUUUAAUGAAGAAAGUACAAAUGAAAUUCUAAAUACUUAUUCAGAGGAUAAAUCAAAUGCUCAAAAUAUAAAUAUAUUAAAGUAUGAUGAGAUUUUUGGAGAUGAUCCAUUUAUGGACGAUGCAAAAGCAAAAUUUCAGAGUCAGAUAAUGCAAGAUCACAAUGGUGCAUUUCCUGCAUUAAUUGCCAAUGAACCCCAAGCUUUAUUUGCAAAUACGGAUGAAGUCACUCCAUGUCCAACUGUGAAUAAUGAAACAGUUAAAGAAGAAAACAAUGAACAACCCAUGGAUAACCUAUUCACUGAUUUAUUUACUGAUGUUAAAAUGGAGGAUGAAAAGACCAGUAAUAUAGGUAUUAUGAAUCAUGUCAACAAGCCAUUACCAGAUCUUGCUUUAUCUGAAGGUUUACCCAAUGCCAGUGUUGGUGCCGAUCAUAUUAACAGACAGGUACCAGUAGCUGUAUCAAUAUCUGAUGUUCCUAUUCAAUUAGAGGAAUCUGUAAAUCCUACAGCUUUAUCAGUAUCAGAUGUCAACUUUACAGUUAAUCAGAAAACUGAUGACCCGUUUAUAGAUAAUCAGAAAUUUGAUGACCCCUUUACAGAUAAUCAGAAAAAUGAAUACUUCUUUACAGAUAAUCAGAAAAAUGAUGACCCCUUUACAGAUAAUCAGAAAAAUGACGACCCCUUUACAGAUAAUCAGAAAAAUGAUGACCCCUUUACAAUUAAUCAGAAAAAUGAUGACCCCUUUACAGAUAAUCAGAAAAAUGAUGACCCCUUUACAAUUAAUCAGAAAAAUGAUGACCCCAUUACAGAUAAUCAAAAAAUUGAUGACCCCUUUAUCAGUAUCAUAUCUCAAACCAAAACUGACCAAAAAGACACCUCAGAUGAUGCAGCUGAGGCCAUUGAUUUGUCAAAAAUCACAUCAAGUUUGAAGGAUCAAGCCCAAGACUUUGAUUCAGAAUUUGAUUUUGAUGCACCUGUUCCUCAAAAGAAUCAUACUCAAGCAGCAGACAUAACAACUAAUACUCCUACACCAAAUGUUGAUCCAGCCCAAACAAACAAAGAUGUCAGUAAUGUUGAACACCAUAUAAAAAGCAGUGAAAUCAAAUUAGAAAAUGAUAAAUUUGUUCCAGAUGUAACUGCGCAAUCAAAUAAUAUACCAGGACAAGAUGAAAAAUCUUUAGUUUGUUCAUCAGCUGAAGCAGACUGGGAGAAUAUUGAAACAAUCCAACCAGGAUUUCAAGGUGAAACACCAGCAGAAACACAAGUACGGAAGUCCGGACCAUUAUAUACUUAUAAAGAAGCCUACUCAACACUUCAACAGGCUGAUUAUACGGCAGUACAGCAUAUUAUAAAACCAACUGUGGAAAGAAAUGGAUUGUCAGCAUUUGUUCAUUUUGUUUUUGGUCCUCCAAAACUUCACAGAGAUAUGGUGAAAGAUAGAGAAUUUGCCUUCUGUCUUUCUGCAAGUUCUUUUGACGAAGCGCAGCCAAGUCAUGGUAGAAUGUUACAGACAAUCUACAGGUUAUUAACUGGUUCCAGAUUUGAUUCACCAAGAUUUGGUUCACAUUGGGAAGAAAUUGGAUUUCAAGGGAGAGAUCCUAGUACAGAUUUGCGAGGUGUUGGUGUAUUGGGUUUAGUUCAGUUGUUAUAUUUUCUACAACAUGAUAAAUAUGGUGAUAUAGCUAGAGAUAUAUAUAAACUCUCUCUACAUCCUACACAGAAUUUUCCCUUUUGUGUAAUGGGCAUGAAUAUAUCAAGAAUUUGUUUACAGUCUUUAAGAGAAGAUAUUAUUAACAAAGAGAUAAACAAGAGAAGAAAUGUUAUGACAUCUAUAAAUGAUUUCUAUAUUGGUACAUAUUUACAUUUAUAUCAACUGUGGAAACUAGGCAAAACUAUUGCAGAUUCAGGUUAUGUUCUUAGAGAAGUUGAAACAUUUGCCAAGAAACGAACAAAAGAUGUGUUUAAAAAUCUUGAACAAUACCAGUUAAAUGGUGGAAAGAAUGUUGUGAAGAGUGAGAAAGGUGAAGAUUUGUUUCACAGUGUUUGUUAAGAUGAUAUUUACUCCUCUGGUUGUCUAAUUAUCAUAACCUUGUAUAAAACAAUGAAAUGAUGGCGUUACACUUUUAAUUUCAUUACGCAGGUAGCUAUGUUCAUAUGGCCGUGUGUUAAUUUUUUUAUAUCAUAUAAGCUUUGCAAUAAUUCCAUUAUCUACUUUAGAUCUGUCAUCCAGGUUAACAUUGGUUGAAUAUAUUUAUUGAUGUUAGUCUUCCAGAUGGUGUAAUUGUGAAAAGUACUGACAUGUAAAAUUUAAGUAUCUAUGGAUCUAAAUGGGUUCUUCUGGCUACAAAUGGAAUAUAUUAAAUUGACCAAUUUGUAAUAGCCUUUUUAAACAGUUUACUGACCUUUGUUUACACACUUGACUCGCCAGUUACAGUCAAGAAUUGUUUAGGAAAGCACCUGAAGUGUGUUCUUAUUUGUUGAUCUGGAUAACAGAGGCCUAGAGCUGAAUAACUUGAUCAUAAAAAAAAAAGAAAUCCAUGAUUAAGCCUGUUGCAGACCAGCUAACAUUUGUUGGCAGAACAAUGUUUUCCGACAAAAGUUAGCCAGUGUAGGUUGGAUUUUUUCACAAACAUUUGUUGGCCGAACAAUGUUCGGAAGAUCCAACUUGUUAGAUUUCAAAAAUAUAGUUCUGCCAACAAAUCUUCUUGUAGGUCUCGUUUGCGUUGAAUUUCAACAAAUAGCAGAACAUUUUAUACAGACGUCCAAUCAUUAUCUCGCUAACGGUCACGUGAUACAGAAUUCACUGACGUCGCCAUUUUUGACCACGUGAUGUUUGGGUCAAUCAUGUGACAUCAAUGUCAGUUUCUUUUGAACAAAUAUGUUGGUCAGUUGCGGUGAACAUUCUUCGUUUGCGGGAAAUUUAAAAAAAGGUUAGACACCAACAAAUGUUAGUGUCGGUCUGCAGUGGGCUUUAUGUGAAAGAAAUGAUUAAAUGUAUAUUUGUUGAUAUUAUUGAGACAUAAUAAUUGGUUAUUAAUGACAUUCCUUGAGUUUAAAUAAUAGUCCCUACGUAUUAUAUUGUAUUUUAAUAUGACUAUUUUUGAUGUAUUAUAUACAUAAAUAUAUUGGUACAUAUCUACAUAAAGGUUGUUUAUUAUAUAUUGGUGUUGUGUGAAUUUAUUAUAAAAUUUGUUGAAUUGUAAUUAGUGAAAAUUGUUUUAUAGAAAUAUCAUUGAUACAUAUCCUUACAUUAUUCUAUAUUUAUUGAGGUAUAUAAUUGACAAAGCAAAUGAUGUGAAGCCAGAGAAAAUUUGCUAUGAUCAAACUGAUAAUUAUAUCUUUCAACGAUUUGAAAAAACAUAUCAAAACCUUUUUUUUUUUAUAUGCUCACAUUUUCAUAUAGACAUAUUAUGCCAUUCACGAAACUUUAAAUAUAGAUCUAUCUCCCAAAGAUCUUGGUUCCUUUCGAUACUGGCAUGUAUCGGACCAUAACUUCAUGGAUUAUGUCCCCUGAUGAAACUUGAUAUGCAUGUUUAAAACCCAAAGACCUUGGUUCCUUUCAAUAUAAUGGUGCAUAUUGGAUUAUGCAUUAUGACCUCUGAUUGUAUGAAAAACCUCAUUUUUAGCUUGUGGUUCCUCUAGAUGUCACAAUUAUUAUCAGAUUUAAAUAAACGUUCACAUAUAUCACAGUUACACCAUAAAGACGGUUGAGUUUGAAUUUCGUGAAAAUCAGAGCAAAACUGCUGGACAGAAUGGCCACCUCUCGUACGCAAUUAGUGUAAAAAAUAUGGUAUAUCAAGGUUGUUGGCCUUCUAGAGGCUUAUGGCCCGAGACUGUAUGACAAAUUGUGAUUUUUAGCUUUUGGAUUCUCUAGAGGUGACAAUAUUCAUCCUGAUUUUAAAAAACGUUUAAAUAUAUCACCAUUCCACCAUAAUAAAGGUUGAAUUCGAAUUUUGGGAAAAUCGAAAUGAAACUGCCCGACAGAAUGGUCCCCCUUUGUACACAAAUUGUGUAAAAGUAUGUAAUACAUGUAUGUAUCUUAUUUUGAUAAAACUUAAAAUAUAUUUUUAUAUCCCAAAGAACUCGGUCCCUUUCGAUAUUUGCGCAUUUCAGACCAUAACUUUCUAGAUUAUGGCCCCUGAUUGUACGUAAAAUCGCUUUUGUUGUUAGCUUAUUCUCUGUCCAUCUCUUGAAAAUGUGGGCAUAUCUUGCCUGGCAACCUCUGGUUUUAACAUUGAUAGUAUUUAAUAUGACUUUAACUAAAAUAUUUCUUAAAAAAAUAAAUGAAUACUCAGUAGAAAACACAUGACAUCAAAAGAACAAAUAGAGAAUUUACAUUUAUUUGUAACUAAUUAGUUAAUCAAAAUUUUAUAAUAUGCUGAAUUAACUGUAAUAUCAUCCUGCAUGUACAUUUCAUUUAAAAGGACAUUCCAUUAUUUUAUUAUUUAUGAAAUCAUCUAUAUAUAACCAGAUAAAUUAAAAGCGAAAUAGUCCAAAUUUAUAGAUCAGUGUUUUCAUUACUUGACAUUUAGAAUAAAAGUAUAGCAUUUAAAUUUACAGCUGGGCAUUUCUUUGAAAGAGAGAUGUUUUUGUUUUAUGGUGAACUACAAUAGUUUUUAACUCCAGACAGUACGUCUGUGUUUUGCCUUUGAGUGACUAUAAAUUGCUGGGAUGUUGAAUUUGGUCUUUAGUGCUGCAGGAUUUUGUACUUAAAUAUAGAUAUGCCUUAUCUUUGAAUAAUUUGUAAUACCAUUUAUAUAAUACUGAUUGCCGUCCACGUUGUCCAAGUAUGAAAAUAUUUUGCAAAGAAACAAACCUUUGAUAUAAGUGCUAUGUUAGUGCUAUGUCAAUUUUAUAUUUUCAUGUUGUUAAAUAUAUUGUGCCAUAUUGUUUAAUGAUGUAUAAUUGAUUUUGUAUAAUUUAAAAACGAAUGCAAAUUUAGGCAGAAUAUGUACUUAUGAAUGUUUAUAUAAAGUGAUCAUUUAGGUAAAAACAGGUAUAUGUUUUACAUAAAAUAGACAAGAAUCUCAAUGUUAUGUUUGAAGUCCCAAUAUAAAAUUUCAUAAUUAUAUGACUAUUAUUGAUCUCUGAUCGGUUUUAUAUGAUUAAAACCAUUGUUUUCUGUAGUUGUUCAACUAGUCACAGAUGUAGAAAGCAUGUAAUGUGUAUACAGUGUAGGGCAUUUAAAGUUAUAGAAAUUAGCAUUUGUUUUGUAGAAUUUCUAGAAGAGAGACAAAAUCCGCUAGAAAGAUGGUUUAUGUAGAAGCAUAAAUGAAACUAUCACUUUCUGCCAAUGUUUUUAGUCAAAAAUUUUAAAACUGAUCAUUAAAGUUUUAUAUGCUGAUAA
Molecule: messenger RNA, 5777 nt
Organism: Patella vulgata (common limpet)
Lineage: Eukaryota; Metazoa; Mollusca; Gastropoda; Patellidae
Exons: 12
Coding region: 252-2480 (742 amino acids)
Source: RefSeq, a predicted model, not a curated record